CGUGCGCACUUUUAUUGCUCCAGGGCUGAGCUUUUGCAGCUAUUUCUAAAUCAUUUUGAAUUGUAGACAAUAAGACAUCCAUGUACUACAUGGUAGUAAAAUCAGCAUAUUUUAGCCUAAACUAAACCUAUGCCUACUAUGGGAGAGUGUAUUUGUUUUGAGAGCUUACAUCGUCCUAUUUGAUGUAAAGUCAAGGUAUAAUUUUAAAAGGAGAUGAUUUCUGACAGAGAGACAGGCAGGUGCUAUCACGGAACAUCACGACCGUGAAGCAAAAACGACCAAAUCAAAACCUAAGGUUUAAGUUCCUCAAAGGGCACAUGAUGGUGGCGAGAAUGGCGAGCUGCGGAGCCGCUUGUAACCUGGAUGAAGGAGAUGGAGACAUCCCUGCCCCUGACCAGAAGGCAGGCUGUCUGAGAGUAGACGUGGAUGUUAGAUGAGGCAGAGAGCGAUUGGAGGCAUAUGAGAACACAGAUGGAGAGAUGGGGGGGAAAGAGAUAAGGGGAGAGGGAGGGAGAACGAGCAAGAGAGAGGGAUGUUUGUAGAGCAGAGAGAGAGACCUGGCUGGUUCUCAGUCUGAGAUGAGGCUCCCUGCCCCAGAGAGGACAGGCUCCAUCUAUUAGCUUCCCCUCUGCCAAUGCCAGGCUCUCAGCUAGAAGGCCUGACCCAGACUCACUCCUGCUGGGUACAGAUACCCCUGGAGCUAGCCAUGUCUGUACACCAGGGCACCAGUUCACUUCACUCUAUCUUACCAGACAAUGCAGGGACAUCUACAGAGGAGAGUUCUGAAGAAGAGGAGGACGAAGAGGAGGAGGAGGAUUCUGACGGCUCUGCUGAGAAAGAAGAAGGAGUAGAAUCCGAGGAGCCUGACGUUGAGGGUUCCUGUAAUGAGUCAGAGUCGGCUCCUCAACCUGAUGCAGAGGAUUCCCUUGCUAAAGAUGUGCCCCCCAAGCCAUGCUGUGAAAAAUGCAAGGCUGUCCAGCGGAGUCAARGCAAUGAACUGGUUACUCCCAGGAGGAUCUCUAAAGGACGCCUACAGUGAGUAGCUGUUCUACCUGU
Molecule: messenger RNA, 1056 nt
Organism: Salvelinus sp. IW2-2015
Lineage: Eukaryota; Metazoa; Chordata; Actinopteri; Salmoniformes; Salmonidae
Product: protein phosphatase 1G-like
Exons: 9
Coding region: 635-1039 (134 amino acids)
Source: RefSeq, a predicted model, not a curated record